AUUGGUCUCAGCUUUUGAACCAAGUCCAUCCUUGCCCACAUCACAGGCAUCAUACUUGACCACGAUCUCAAUGACCUCUAUACUGUCUCCGCAAGCUGCUCAAGCGGACUCCACGCGAAUCACGCAUGCCCGCGUGGUGGCCCACACUGUCGAUAAAUCCAAACCUAAGGCCAGAGAAAACCAUUGGUCGAUCUACCUGCUUCAUCAAGACGGCAAAUCGUCCACUCGCAUCAACAUACGGGCUGAAAAUGGAAAGCAGACUGGGCUGCUAGAGUGGACCCAACAUGACUACACUAAAGCUACUUCUGCCGUCAUUUACUUGGAAUAUGAAGCUUUAGAAGGAGUCACGGUGUCAUCCGUCGCGCAUGUCAUCUAUCGACUUGGCCGCGACACACAUAUGAUGGCAGAGGGAGGUAGCCGGGCGUGGGUGUAUUAUAUCAUAGACGACCUCGCGCAGAACAGCUGUAUCAGCCCAUCUUCUCCCUACCAUCUUUGGCCUAAUCUCUCGUUUUUGUACCUCAGGGAUGAGUCGGACACGGAUCACCGCAAGUCCUCUUAA
Messenger RNA from Aspergillus steynii IBT 23096, 559 nucleotides. RefSeq lists its product as uncharacterized. The transcript is spliced from 2 exons. Lineage: Eukaryota; Fungi; Ascomycota; Eurotiomycetes; Eurotiales; Aspergillaceae. The record is from RefSeq and is a predicted model, not a curated record. The coding region runs from base 71 to 559 and encodes 162 amino acids.